GACGCCAGUUGCGAACCCAUUUGGAAGUUAUGUGGGAGACCGAUGCCAACAAUUGACACAAAUACCCAGCACAUUGCGUGGCAUACAACACGCUCCACUGCGCACCCGAGCUAAUAACGAGUAUAACAAAUAACCCAGAGCCAAAUAUGGCAGAUACAUCUAAGCCCAGAGAUACUGAAGAAAUUCUUUAAAUUGUUCUUCGUAGGCCAUCAAACAAAAGUUUAAAAUAAAUAAACAAAAAAUAAGAAAACCUUAAGCCAGACGAACGAGAUGAGUUACUUGCGCUCAAUAGAAAUCUCACGCGUCGAAAUGUCGCCGGCGGAUGACAAUUCCUUUGCCACAACAAGUGGCAACAAGAAGGCAACCUACACUCUGAUAUCCAUCAAAGUGGUGGAGCUGUGUCUGCUGAUAUGUUGCCUGGGACUGAUAGAUGAGCCGGCAACCAACUCGCAUUUGCGUAUAUUCAUCACACCCAGGGUCAUGGCGCUGUGUUAUGUGACCUUUGGAGCACUGGCGAUUUACACGGCAAUCUAUUUGAUCAUGGCUCUGUUUGGGGAUCUCACGCCUUGGCGCACCGCGACGCUGUGGUCUCUGGUGGGCUUCGUCCUUUUUGUGGCCGUGACGGCGCUGUUGUUCCGUGACUGGAGCACCACCAAGGAUCGCAAUUACUGGCAUCCCAAUAUGCAUCGCCUGGAUCUGGUAAUGGCUUCCGCAUCCAUAUCGCUGGUCACCGCCCUGGUCUACCUGCUGGACGUCCUGCUAACCAUUCGCUUUGGCGUGCACGGCGAUUUGGAAUGACAUGGCGUUGGACCGUUCCAGUCUCUGGCCUAGUGUGACUGUAAUAUUUACAGAGCUUAGACGUAAGCUUAACCCACUCCCAGCUAAUUGUAACAAUUGUUCUGAAGCACAUGUCAAAAUCUGUACCAUAUACAUCAUAAUUGCCAUCAUUGAAAGAUAAUGUACAAAACGAAUUGUAGGACAUUUUUAUAAGUCGAGAAAUAUGCGUUGAAGUUUCGCUUACAGCCCUUAGAAUACGAAUCACGAAAUCUUUUCUUUCUAAUCUACUUAACAUAAGUUUUUUCACCGAAUAUUUUUGUAACAAAAGAAAUAAAUUUUCACCAAAAAAAAAUUUUAAUUAAAAUGGAGUAACGAACAUAAUAAUUCAUUUGUUUAAGCCAAUAAACAUAUAUAU
This is a messenger RNA of Drosophila novamexicana, 1192 nucleotides long. RefSeq lists its product as uncharacterized. Gene Ontology annotation, biological process: septate junction assembly. NCBI's taxonomy places the organism in Eukaryota, Metazoa, Arthropoda, Insecta, Diptera, Drosophilidae. The coding region runs from base 271 to 798 and encodes 175 amino acids. The record is from RefSeq and is a predicted model, not a curated record. The transcript is spliced from 4 exons.